AUGUCUGAUAAUGGUUUGAAUUACGAGAGUUUGACGGAUGAAGAAUAUGAGGAUAUUGUUGCGCAUUUUUUGACACCAAAUAAAUUCGAAGUAUUUACGGUAUUUGUAUUUCUAUCAUUUAUGGCUAUUGGUGUUUCUGGGAAUUUAUUGGUCGUUUAUAUUGUUAUUCGUCAGAAAAAGUUGUGGACAUCAAUGAAUUUCUUUUUGGCAAAUUUGGCUGUUUCCGAUCUUCUUGUACUUUUAAUUUGUCUACCACCAACAGUUGUCAAUGAUAUCACAAAAACUUUUUGGUUCAGUUCAAUUGUUUGCAAAGCUAUCGUAUUUCUUCAGAAUACCAGUGUGUAUGUAAAUAUUUUUACGCUUGUAUGUGUUUCACUGGAACGAUGGCAUGCAAUAGCAUCACCGUUUAAACAAAGAAUAUGGCAAACAAAACAAAUGAUAAUACUAAUAUGGAUUACUGCAACAGCAUUAUCAAUUCCGGAAUCACUAGCGGUUGAAACUUAUCCGGCUGUCUUUAAUCGACCAAAUUUUACUACCAAAUGGGGCACAACAUGUAAGGAAAGUUGGUCAGUUGGAAUGCAGCGCUGUUAUCAAUUAAUGCAAACGAUCGGUUUAUUUUUCUUGCCCUUAUUGUUAAUCACUACCUUAUGCAUACAUAUGGCAAUUGUUUUAUCCAAGAAUGUAUUGUCAUUAGGAAAGCGCCAAAUAACCAGCAGAAGGAAGGCAACUAAAAUGCUUUGGAUGGUUGUAAUCUUAUUCGCUCUCUGUUAUUCCCCUAUACAUUUCUAUAAUCUCGUCUCGUUCAUGAGUUAUUCGUCAUGUUGCAUCAAUCCAAUACUCUAUCAUUUCAUGAGCGGUAAGUUCUUCCCUUAG
Messenger RNA from Cercopithifilaria johnstoni, 873 nucleotides. NCBI's taxonomy places the organism in Eukaryota, Metazoa, Nematoda, Chromadorea, Rhabditida, Onchocercidae. The record is from the annotation of a GenBank genome assembly.